AUGUCCAACCCAUUUGAUUUGUUAGGUAACGACGUCGAAGACCCAAACCAAGUCGUUGUUCCACCAAAGGAAAUUGUCAAGGCUACCACCUCUUCCAAGAAGAAGGAUGUCCCACCACCAUCUGCUAAUCCAGCUAGAGCUAACAAGAACAGAUCUAAGCCAACUGGUAACGAAGGUGCCAUCAGAAACAGGGACAACGGUAGAAGAUCUAACAAGUCCAGAGAAGUCUCUGCUUCUGCUACUUCCAAGAGAGACAACUCCAGAAGACAAACCGACCGUCACUCUAGAACCGGUAAGACUGACUCCGGUAAGAAGAUUAGACAAGGUUGGGGCGAUGACAAGAAGGAAUUGGAAGCUGAAGAAGCUGGUGAAGCUGAUGCUGAAGCUGAAAUCGAAGCCGAUGCUGAAGAAGCCACUAACGGUGUCAAACAAAUGUCCUUAGACGACUACUUAAAGUCCACUCAAGAUGCUUCUCACUUAAACAAGGUCGUCGAAAUUAAACCAGUCGAACAAAUCGAAGGUACUGAAUUAUUCGUCAAGGAAGAAGAAGAAUACGUUCCAGCUACCAAGGUCAAGACUUUGAAAUCUAAGCAAUUGAAGACCAAGAAAUUCUUAGAAUUCGAUGCUACCUUCCAAGAUACUCAAAGACCAAAGAGAUCCUUCGACAGAAAGAACAACCGUCGUGGUGGUAAGGGUCCAAGAAAGAACAACAAGAACACCAAUGGUUAUGCUGUUCAAAGAGACAACUCCAUCGACACCAGUAACUUACCAUCUUUAGCUUAA
Messenger RNA from Arxiozyma heterogenica, 783 nucleotides. It is a transcript of the gene STM1, whose product is annotated as Stm1p. The record is from RefSeq and is a predicted model, not a curated record. The transcript has a single exon. Bases 1 to 783 code for a protein of 260 amino acids. Lineage: Eukaryota; Fungi; Ascomycota; Saccharomycetes; Saccharomycetales; Saccharomycetaceae.